Messenger RNA from Owenia fusiformis, 548 nucleotides. The record is from the annotation of a GenBank genome assembly. Lineage: Eukaryota; Metazoa; Annelida; Polychaeta; Sabellida; Oweniidae.
ACGAAUGUAAUUUUAGGCGAUCUCUCUGCAUGGGGUGUACAUGUCUUCCCUGGUGCGUUUCAAGUAUUUGGCCUAUUUGUUGGCAUCCGGUUGUACAACUGUCUUAACGUACUGAUAAGUGAACGUUUGACUGUUUAUUCACGCCUCUAUGCACACUUAACAUCGGGUCCAAAACCUUACAUAUUGGCGAUUUAGAUUUGUCUUGUCAAACGCCUUUUGGCAGUCACUCUAAGAUGAAAGGCUUUACGUGGAUACUCGCCGUCUUUGCCCUGCUAGUCAUCGGAUCCACCGCUGAAGAAUGCAGGGACAAAACACCGCGUUUAUGCAAUAGGUUUAAAAACAAGCAUUGUUCUGGUAAAUACGAGAGGGACGUGUUUAAGAAGCGAUGCAAGAAGAGCUGCGGCCUUUGCGAAAACAGUGAAUCCACACAAGAGACUACUGAUGAGAAAGGUAGCGAAGAAUGCAAGGAUGAAACGCCGAAAACAUGCGCUAAAUCUAAGGACAAAUAUUGUUCUGGUGUAUCUGAAUGGGACUGGUUUAAGGAACGA